Aureobasidium subglaciale EXF-2481 is the source of this 1518-nucleotide messenger RNA. RefSeq lists its product as uncharacterized. The record is from RefSeq and is a predicted model, not a curated record. Bases 1 to 1518 code for a protein of 505 amino acids. Gene Ontology annotation, molecular function: hydrolase activity, acting on carbon-nitrogen (but not peptide) bonds. Lineage: Eukaryota; Fungi; Ascomycota; Dothideomycetes; Dothideales; Saccotheciaceae. The transcript is spliced from 2 exons. Gene Ontology annotation, cellular component: cytoplasm.
AUGGACUUUGAUCUUGUGGUCAAGAAUGGUCAGAUUGUCACAGCCAGCGAAAUAUUACCUCUCGGCCUCGAGAUUGGAGUGAAAGGUGGCAAGAUCUCUUGCAUAGGAACAUCUCUCCCAACAACCCCUGCAACAAAAGUCAUAGAUGCAGAAGGAGCCUACAUCACACCCGGCGGCAUAGACUCUCACGUUCAUCUCGCCCAAGCAAACUCUCCCACCGGUGAUGACUGGGAAACUGGAUCCCGCAGUGCCAUCGCAGGUGGCACAACAACCAUCAUCGCCUUUGCCAGUCAAGAGCGGCAUGAAGAGUCUCUGAUGCCUGUACUGCAAGACUACCAUGCCAAAUCCAGGGCGCAGAGUUAUUGCGACUAUGGCUUUCACUUCAUCUUGACAAAUCCUACAAAGCAUAUUUUGCAAGAGGAAUUACCUAUCUUGGCAGAGGAAGAAGGGAUUACCAGUGUAAAGCUUUACAUGACUUACGAGCCUAUGAAAGUCAAUGAUCGAGAGUUACUGGAGAUCAUGCUGGCGUGCAGGAAACUAGGCAUGACGACCAUGAUCCACGCGGAAAACUCGGAUAUGAUUGCCCUGAUCAUCGAAGGACUAGAGGCUAAUGGCAAUACGGAGCCUUUCUUCCAUUCUAUCGCCAGACCGCGGAUUGCAGAGGACGAAGCCUCUUAUCGCGCAAUCUCACUGGCGGAACUUGUGGACGCACCAAUCUUGAUUGUGCACAUGUCUUCGGAGACGGCAAUGGGGCAUGUGAGAAAAGCACAGACGAGGCUCUUGCCCGUUCAUGCAGAGACUUGUCCUCAUUACUUGUUCCUAUUGUCGGAGGAGAUCAAGGGCAAACCACAUGAUCAUUUCUCUGGUGCCAAGCAUGUUUGCUCACCACCAUUGAGACACCAUGCUGAAGACUUGGAAGCACUUUGGCGAGGUAUCGCGAAUGGCACAUUUACUGUCUUUUCCUCCGAUCAUGCGCCGUCAAAGUAUGAUCAUCCUGGAGGCAAGAAAUUGGGUAUUGUCGAUGGCAUACCUCGUUUCGCCAAGAUUCCAAAUGGUGUGCCAGGUGUUGAGACGCGUAUGUCGUUGUUGUUCAGUCAAACUGAGGCAUGUCUUUCGCCAGAUGAGGCUCGUCUGGGUCUGCCGAGAUUUGUGCAAUUGACAUCAACCAAUGCGGCCAAGAUGUAUGGCUUGGGUGGAGUCAAGGGAAGCAUCGCACCUGGUUAUGAUGCUGAUCUUGUCAUUUGGCAUCCUGGCAACAAGGGCGAAUGUGUAAUCAGCCAGAAUAUGCUACAUCAUGGGGUUGACUACACACCAUUUGAAGGGAUGAAAAUGCGUAAUUGGCCAAGAUAUACUGUUCUGAGAGGCCAGAUCGUAUGGGACAAGGACGGAGGAGGUGUGUUGGGAGAAAUGAAGUACGGCGAAUAUCUCAAACGAGGAAAAGGACAAGUGGUCGUCGGGAAGACCGGCGGCAGAGCCCAUGGUAUGCUGGAGAAUGAGAGACGAUACUGGAUGCAAUGA